Molecule: messenger RNA, 3538 nt
Organism: Cuscuta epithymum
Lineage: Eukaryota; Viridiplantae; Streptophyta; Magnoliopsida; Solanales; Convolvulaceae
Source: the annotation of a GenBank genome assembly
CUCGUAUACCUUUCGGGCAACUUUACAGCCUAUUAGCCUAUUGUUGAUGAAACCUGUGGAAGCUACGCAUUCAUCCUUGUAUGUUCUUCACCAUUCUUAUUGAUCAAAAGCAGAGAAACAAAUUGGAGAAGCUGCGAGGCUGCGAUGGCGGUUUCAAUGAGAGAUUUGGAUCCAGCUUUCCAAGGGGCUGGACAGAAGUCUGGGAUUGAGAUAUGGCGCAUUGAAAAUUUUCGUCCUGUCCCCGUUUCAAAGUCAUAUUACGGAAAAUUUUAUACAGGAGACUCUUAUGUUAUUCUGAAGACCACUGCCUUGAAAAGUGGUGCCUUACGACAUGAUAUUCACUACUGGCUUGGUAAAGAUACAAGUCAGGAUGAAGCUGGUGCAGCAGCUAUUAAGACUGUUGAAUUAGAUGCAGCCCUUGGAGGACGUGCUGUACAAUAUCGUGAAGUACAAGGCCAUGAAACUGAGAAGUUUCUUUCUUAUUUUAAGCCAUGUAUAAUACCCCAAGAAGGUGGAGUUGCAUCAGGGUUCAAGCAUGCUGAAUUAGAAGAGCACAAGACUCGCCUAUAUGUAUGCAAAGGGAAACAUGUAGUCUACGUGAAAGAGGUCUCUUUUGCACGUUCCUCACUAAACCAUGAUGACAUUUUUAUUCUUGAUACCAAGUCCAAAAUAUUUCAAUUCAAUGGAGCCAAUUCAUGUAUUCAAGAGAGGGCUAAAGCACUUGAAGUUGUACAGUACAUUAAAGAUACUUACCAUGAUGGAACGUGCGAGGUGACUGCAAUUGAGGAUGGAAAAUUGAUGGCCGAUGCUGACACAGGAGAAUUCUGGGGGUUGUUUGGUGGCUUUGCUCCGCUUCCAAGGAAAAGCACCACUGAUGGUACUAAAAGUCCAGAUGCUCCAUCCACCAGACUAUAUAGAGUUGAGAAAGGGCAUAGAGUGCCAGUUGAGGCUGCUUCCUUGGCUAAGGAGUUGCUGGAUACAAAUAGAUGCUACAUUCUUGACACAGGAUCUGAAGUCUUUGUGUGGAUGGGAAGAAAUACUUCUCUUGAUGAAAGAAAAUCUGCGAGUGGAGCUACAGAUGAAUUAUUAAGCCCUGAAAGAACAAAAUGUCACGUUAUUCGUGUCAUAGAAGGAUUUGAAACAGUGACGUUUCGUUCAAAGUUCGACAAUUGGCCCCACUUAACUGAUGUUUCUGUGUCAGAGGAUGGUAGAGGCAAGGUUGCUGCACUUUUAAAGCGUCAGGGGGUUAAUGUCAAGGGUCUAAUGAAAGCUGCUCCUCCAAAGGAAGAACCUCAACCUUAUAUAGAUUGCACAGGAAACUUACAGGUUUGGCGCGUGAAUGCUCAGCAGAAGAUGCUUCUUGAAGCACAUAGUCAGUCAAAAUUCUACAGUGGGGACUGCUAUAUAUUUCAAUAUUCUUUUAUGGGUGAAGAUAAAGAGGAAUAUCUUAUAGGGACAUGGUUUGGAAAACAAAGUGUCAAGGAAGAUCAAGUCUCAGCAACUUCACAAGCUAGUAAGAUGGUGGAGUCCCUGAAGUUCUUGGCCACACAGGCUCGCAUUUAUGAAGGAUACGAACCAAUCCAGUUCUUUGCGAUCUUCCAAAGUUUUAUUGUUUUCAAGGGUGGACACAGUGAUGGAUACAAAAAGUUCUUGGCUGAAAAAGAACUUCCUGAUGACACAUAUAGCGAGGAUGGAGUUGCUUUGUUUCGAGUACAAGGUACUGGACCUGAUAACAUGCAAGCCAUCCAAGUUGAACCGGUUGCAUCUUCAUUGAACUCCUCCUACUGUUAUAUACUACAAAAGGGAUCUUCUAUCUUUACUUGGUGUGGAAAUCUCACCAGCUCUGAGGAUGUGGAACUUGUUGAGAGGCUAUUGGAUCUUAUAAAGCCUGACUUGCAGUCUAAGCUGCAGAAAGAAGGUGCUGAAUCUGAACUAUUUUGGGAUAUAUUGGGUGGGAAAUCUGAGUACUCCAGCCAGAAGACUGCAAGGGAUUCUGAAAGUGACCCUCAUCUUUUCACAUGCACCUUCUCAAAGGGAGAUCUGGAGGUGACUGAAAUUUACAACUUCAAUCAGGAUGAUCUCAUGACUGAAGACAUAUUCAUCCUUCAUUGUCAUUCAGACAUUUAUAUCUGGGUUGGGAAACAGGUCGAGUACAAGACUAAAAUACAGGCUCUAACUAUCGGUGAGAAAUUUCUCGAGCAUGAUUUCCUUCUGGAGAGAGUAUCUCGCCAGGCUCCAAUAUACAUUGUUAUGGAAGGAAGUGAACCUCCUUUCUUUACUCGUUUUUUCAUAUGGGACUCUGAAAAAUCUGCUAUGCAUGGAAACUCAUUCCAAAGAAAACUUACUAUAGUGAAAAACGGGGGCACCCCAACAGUGGAUAAGCUGAAAAGGAGAACAGCUGUCUCAUAUGUGGGAAGAUCAUCUGCCCCUGAAAAAUCACGUUCUAGAAGCAUGUCAUCUAGCCCUGACCGAGUUCGAGUCAGAGGCCGGUCUCCUGCAUUCAGUGCCCUAGCUGCUACUUUUGAGAGUGCAAAUUCAAGAAACCUUUCAACUCCUCCACCCAUGGUCAGAAGGGUUUAUCCAAAAUCUGUAACCCCAGAUUCAGCAAAACUGGCUACCAAGUCAGCAGCCAUUUCAGCACUAAGUUCAAGCUUUGAAAAACAUCUUCCGCCCAGGGAUGUCGUUGUACCACGUGCUACAAAAGCAAACUCUGAAUCACCAACCUCGAGCCCUGGUGAACAAUAUUCUAAACGGACACCUCCCAGUGCUAGUGGAGGCGCGGUGCCCAAACCUAAACCAGAAACAAUUCAAGAAGAUCUAAAGGAGGGUGAAUGUAAAGAUGAUGAUGGACUUCCAGUAUAUCCUUAUGAACGGCUCAAAACGGCAUCAAGUGAUCCUGUUACUGAAAUUGAUGUAACAAAACGAGAGACAUACCUGUCCUCGGAAGAGUUUAGAGAGAAAUUUGGGAUGACCAAGGAAGCAUUCUAUAAGUUACCUAAGUGGAAGCAGAACAAGCUAAAAAUGACUCUUCAGUUGUUCUAAGGUAUACAAAACCUGUCUACAGCAGUCAGGCACAGUUUCAACUCGAUGACAGCAUCGGUUCAUUUUUUUAUAUAGCCGCAUAACGGAAUAGAAGAUCCUUUCAAUUCUUCAUUUCCAGUUGUCUAUUUUUUAUGGGUUGGUUACUUGAUAUUCUUUGUGGUUUUAUAGGUUUGUUGUUGGCUGUAAUUGUUUGUGCUUCAUUUUUUCCUUUACAUUCAAGCAUAUUUUAUACAAGCUACCCUAAAGCUUUCUUGUAUAUUAGGGUGUUUUUGGUAGAUUACUUGUAGUGAUGAUCCUUGUGGUUAUCUAGAUGUACCGGGGGUCGGGGAUCUAUAUAGCCAGUAUUUUUAUUGGUGGAAAUUUGCAAGAAACAGAGCCAUCAUCAUAGGUUGGUGAUGCAAAUAGAGUGUGCAGAAGUGUAAAACUAUAAACUACUCCGCGUGUUAUCGCUCGGUCAAUGAAGUUAGAUUAUUUGUUAUUAAUUCCUUUUGCCUCC